UUCAAACGAGACGAAUGCGUUUCCACUUUUCAAAGGAAGGAGAUGCGAAAGAUCAUUAUUAUAAUGAUUUCUUUCUCCAAUUGAAAAUUUUCAAAUCCCACUUUUCUUUUCUAUUUUUCCCACCACCUUAUUUGAAGGUUUAAACAAAUUUCUCAAUGUUUUUGACUCAGACCGUGUCUUUUUCUUCAUCAAAAACGUGUUGAGCUGUUAUCUAUUUCAAUCUCUCACUUUUCUUCUUAGAAGUAAUUUCUUUGCUAGCUGUAAUCAGUAACGGAGAUUUUUGGACACUUCCCAACUCAUAUCUAUUUUGUUAUGAUAAAAUUUUCUCAUAUCCAACUGUCAUCUCUAAUAUUAGAAAAGUGCAUAGUGAGGGAGCAAACUGUUCUAUAUACAUACUUUCUCCUUCACUCUCAGCAUUUAAGAGAUUAAAGGAGAAAGAAAGGAAUCCAUUCUCAAACCUCUCUUCUCAUUUGAGAGACUAGAGAGAAGAAAGGUAUCAUAGGGAGCAAAAUGGCCCCAUCAUUCGACUGGUGGGGAAAGGAGAACCACCGUGGGACGCCGGUGGUGAUCAAGAUGGAGAAUCCUAAUUAUUCCCUUGUGGAAUUGGAAAGCCCAGAUGAAGAUGAAUUCCAUGGAAUUGCAAGUUCUGCGAAGAGCGGAAGAAGAGGGAAGAACGCCAAGCAAUUGACUUGGGUUCUUCUCCUCAAAGCCCAUAAGGCUGCCGGGUGUCUAUCUUCAAUAGCUUCGGCAGCCUUUGGGCUAGCCGCCGUCGUUAGGCGGCGGCUUGCCUCUGGUCGGACAGACUCGGAGAUGGCCGCCGAGUCUGAGAAUCCUACCGUUAGGAGGAGGUUCUACUCCUUCAUCAAGGCCUUCUUGCUACUGUCCGUAGUGUUGUUGGGUUUUGAGAUUUUCGCUUAUUUCCAAGGGUGGCAUCUCGGCGCUCCCCGCCUGCAGCUACAGCAGCUGAUCUCGUCUCCAUUGGGAGUUUGGGGGCUCUUUGAUUCGUUGUAUUCUAGAUGGGUUUCAGUCCGCGUGGAGUAUCUCGCUCCCCCUCUGCAAUUCCUCACCAAUGCAUGCGUUGUGCUGUUCUUGAUACAGAGCGCCGAUCGGCUAGUUUUGUGCUUGGGGUGCUUCUGGAUCAAAUUCAAGAAGAUAAGGCCUGUUCCGAAGCAGCCUGUCGAAGAUCUCGAAGGUGGAGAUGGUAAUGCAAGCUUCUUCCCCAUGGUUCUAGUUCAGAUCCCUAUGUGCAAUGAGAAAGAGGUUUAUCAGCAAUCGAUCGCUGCGGUCUGUAAUUUAGACUGGCCGAGGUCGAACUUACUCAUCCAAGUCCUCGACGAUUCAGAUGACCUGACUACACAAAUGCUGAUUAAGGAAGAGGUGCAGAAAUGGCAGCAGGAAGGGGCUCAUAUCAUCUACCGGCACCGAGUUAUCCGAGACGGUUACAAGGCUGGGAAUCUCAAGUCGGCGAUGGGCUGCAGCUAUGUCAAGGACUAUGAAUUCGUUGCCAUUUUCGAUGCCGAUUUCCAGCCGUCUUCGGAUUUCUUGAAGAAGACUGUCCCCCAUUUUAAGGAUAAUGAGGAAGUUGGGCUGGUUCAAGCAAGGUGGUCGUUCGUGAACAAAGAUGAGAAUUUGCUAACAAGAUUGCAGAAUGUAAAUCUAUCGUUUCAUUUCGAAGUGGAGCAACAGGUGAAUGGGAUUUUCAUCAAUUUCUUCGGGUUUAAUGGGACUGCCGGGGUGUGGAGGAUAAAGACAUUGGAAGAGUCUGGAGGGUGGAUGGAGAGGACGACUGUCGAGGACAUGGACAUUGCAGUCCGGGCGCAUUUGCAUGGUUGGAAAUUCAUCUUCCUUAAUGAUGUCGAGUGCCAAUGCGAACUACCAGAAUCAUAUGAAGCUUACAGGAAGCAGCAACACCGGUGGCAUUCUGGCCCCAUGCAGUUGUUUCGCCUAUGUUUGCCCGACAUCAUCCGGUCUAAGAUCAGCUUUUGGAAGAAGACCAACCUCAUAUUCCUCUUUUUCCUCCUACGAAAACUGAUACUACCCUUCUACUCCUUUACCCUCUUCUGCAUCAUCCUCCCCAUGACCAUGUUCGUUCCCGAGGCUGAGCUCCCUGCAUGGGUCGUCUGCUACAUUCCUGCCACUAUGUCCUUCCUCAACAUCCUCCCUACCCCAAAAUCCUUCCCCUUCAUCGUCCCCUACCUCCUCUUCGAGAACACCAUGUCCGUCACCAAGUUCAAUGCCAUGAUCUCGGGUCUCUUCCAGCUCGGGAGUGCCUAUGAAUGGGUGGUUACCAAGAAGUCAGGCCGUUCAUCUGAGGGAGAUCUCCUCUCCCUUGUCGAGAAGGAGCCCAAGCACCAACGCAGUGGCUCCGUGCCCAAUCUCAAUACAAUCGAAAGAGAGGAAACCCAACAGCAGCAGCGGGAAUCAAAGAAGAAGCAUAACAGGAUAUAUAGGAAGGAGCUGGCGCUUGCUUUCCUUCUCCUGACAGCUUCAGCCAGGAGCUUACUCUCAGCACAGGGUAUACAUUUCUACUUCUUGCUCUUUCAGGGGAUAUCGUUCUUACUAGUGGGCCUUGAUCUGAUUGGGGAACAAGUUGAGUGAAAGAACGGUUUGGAUGAAUCAGAAGGGGAUAUAUACAGAAAUGGGCACAUGCGCGUGCCAUUGAAGAAUAGAUAGAAUGCAUGGAGGGCGAGCUCCCUCCCCAAGGAUUAAAAAAGAAAAAUGAAAAAAGAAAAAGAAAAAGAAAAGAAGAAUCUCCUCUCUGUAGAGGUGUAGAUAAGGCUCCGUUCUGUUAGCUGUUUUAUUCUUUUGGAUCUUAUUCUUUUGUAAGAAAAUUUUGUUGUUCAAAAUGGAUUUUAGUCUUACUUACAGCUCAAAGGCCUAAGCUGCAUUUCUUCCGGCCA
This is a messenger RNA of Magnolia sinica, 2900 nucleotides long. Its product is annotated as probable xyloglucan glycosyltransferase 9. Lineage: Eukaryota; Viridiplantae; Streptophyta; Magnoliopsida; Magnoliales; Magnoliaceae. Bases 511 to 2598 code for a protein of 695 amino acids. Gene Ontology annotation, molecular function: glycosyltransferase activity. The record is from RefSeq and is a predicted model, not a curated record. Gene Ontology annotation, cellular component: Golgi apparatus. The transcript has 5 exons.